UGGACUGUCAUCUCCAGUGAUAAACAGGUCAAUAAUAAAUGAGUCAGUCUAUUAGAUUACAGUAUUGGGAAAUUCCUUCAUGAUAAGAAAACAAAUGUAUUGUGACAUAAAAAAAGCAUUAAAGUUAGUUUUUAAAAGAUAAAUUUCAACCUUGGAUACAAGACAAGAAUUAGUUAACAUAGAAGUGAAUAUUAAAUUGGGACUAUCUAAGUGUGACAUAAGUUUAACCUUUCCUCUGCACAUGACAGAAUAAUUGAUAGUUUUGGACUGGAUAUAUUCAGAGAUUGUAACAAUAUGGCUGUUUUAUGAGAACAGAAUGAGGCUACAACCAAAGAGUCAAAUCAGCAUAAUGUUGUUGGCGCUGCUUCUACAAGCAGUCCAUGUCAGUGGGGAGAUAUGUGUGUCACCAACUGUACCAUCCAACCUCUGUGAAUGUAGGCUUGAAAAUGGGGUGCGUAGGCUUAAUUGCCAGGACAAGCGUCUCACAACCAUUCCAACUUUCACACCAACCAAUGACAUCUUUGAUGAAAUAGACUUUACCUAUUACAUUCAAGAAAGUUCAGCCAGCAAUAAAAUUUCAAACAUUCCAGACUAUGCAUUUGAAAAUAUAACUACCAAGAAAGUAAAUCUGCUGACAAAUCCAGUUUCAUCAGUGAGUUUUAAUGCAUUUAACAGCAACAGAUCAAAAACAUACCUACAGGAACUACUUAUAGAAGGGAAUUUGACAAACUUACCACCAACAGAUCCACUCGGGACCUUAACAAAUCUAAAGUAUUUGCAUUUAAAAAGUUACCAAAAAAUUGUACUAAUAGGUGCGGAUUUUCCAUUUCCAAAUCUUGUAACACUAAUACUUGAUACUUUCAUUGGAUUAACAACAGUGGAUCCCGCUGCUUUUGCCCCCCUGCAGAAUGUUAAAGAGUUACAUCUUGAAAACAUGCCAUCCAUGAAGACACUUCCAAUACAGGCUUGGAAUCAGCUACCAAUGAUCAAAGACCUCCGCCUUAAGGACCUUGCAGUAUCCACCAUUGAAGCUGGAACCUUCCACAGCUUACAAAACCUUGAAUUCUUGUAUAUACAUUACAUAUCAACAUUAACGACUAUACGAAAUGGAACGUUUGGUGCAGCAAGCAACACACUAACGCACCUUUACCUCAAAUACGAUGAUCUAUCAGACCUUGGAUUUUUGGCUUCAGAGACGUUUCCAAAUCUUACCCAUCUAGACCUGAGUUAUAACACUAAACUGUACAAUGGUCUCAUCUCCCCAAACUUCACAACCCUGACUGCUUUGCGGACAAUGAACUUGGGUGAUGUAGGGCUAUCUUCAGUGGGUAAAACAAUGCUUUCUGGACUUGGUUUGCUUCAUACACUUGAUCUCUCGUACAAUAACAUUCAAACAGUAGAAAAUCAGGCCUUUAGCUUAAUGCCAAAUCUAGUGGAAUUACGGAUGAGCAAACAGACACUUGCCAUUAACUUUGAGCAGAAUGCAUUUCAAGGAAUUGAAUCUUCGUUGGAACAUUUGCUACUGGAUCUAAACAGAAUCAGUUAUACACAAUUUUGGCCCUUACUUGAAACACUGACAAAUCUUGUUGAACUGAAUUUAGAAGGAACAGGACUCACUGAAAUACGUGACUAUACAUUUCAGAAUAACCAAAAAUUAUCCAAUUUGCACCUUAAGUCAAACAGUAUUUCAUCCAUAAACCAAAAGACAUUUUUUGGCCCAAGAAAUACUCUUCGAGUCCUUGACCUGUCCCUAAACCGUCUGACAACAAUAAGUGCCUGUUUGUUCAGUGAUUUUCAACCAAAGCCGACCUUCUACUUCACGGGCAAUCCCCUCAACUGCACAUGUGACCUGACUUGGCUGUUUGAUUGGGUAUUGACCCACCCUACGAGGCAGCAACAGAUAGACGCAGCCCUUGCAUAUGUGGGAAAAUGUGGAUCCCCAGCUAAUCUUGCAGGCAAGUAUAUGCUUGACGAUUUUCAAAAGGUUGAUAUGUGUCCCACUGGGGGAGGGACCAUACCCCAGUGUCCAGAUCUGUAUGCAACAACAACCCCAAUACCGACUACAACAACCAGUGCUUCAACCAUUGUCUCGACCACACCACCGCUAGCUCCAAUACCAGACUUUGAGUUGCUUGUAGUCCUAGCAAGUGAAAACUUUAUAGAACUAACAUGGACCGUUUCAGACAAAACUGAUGUUACAGGCUAUCAAAUUAACAUGACUGCAAAUUACAUAAAUGAUCCUGUCAUCAAGAAUAUUGUAAAAGAGGACAAAAAUGUUAGAUUUUAUGAGCUAAAAUCUGGGGAAUACUUUUAUUUCUGCUUAGCUUUAAGAAUAAACAGUCAACUGAGGACUGAAACAAAAAAAUGUGCCAGUGCUAAUACACUACUUGUCCAGACAACAACAACUGAGGCUGUAACCCAAGCCCCAGAGGCAAACAUUGGACUUAUAGCUGGCCUCAGUGCCGGAGGAGCAAUUCUCAUCAUUCUUAUCAUUGUCAUAGUUUACCUACUGCUGAAGUCAAAUAAACAAAAGAAGGCACCACCAAGUACCUCGCCAAUGACUUUUACCAUGCAUCCACAUGCAAAUGUUCCCCAGGCCGGUGGCACAGCAAAACGGUUUGCCAAGAAGCCAGACAAAGAGGGCGCCACACCUGAUGAUAUAAAUAUCACAAUGAUAUCAAAUGGUGAUAUGAACAAAGGCCGCAUAUCCGCUGGUAGCUACCAAGAAUUGCAUACAAAAGGUUUGGACAAUAAUCCAAUGCCUUCUUCGUCAAAAAAUGGGGCAUACGCAAUUGGUCCUGAUCAUCGACGAGGGGCAUAUCCAAGCAGUCCAAGCAGUCCAGAUCAUUAUACUAACAGUUUUGACCAAAGACCUUUACCCCAAGCCCCGGGAGGAAGGCGUGGGUAUGUUAAUACAGGUUAUAAGAAAAGCAACGAACACUUACCAGAGACCUCCAAAAAUGAAUAUUCGGAAGCGAGGUAUUAGUUUACACUGCAUGGAUGGCAAUUGUUCUACUGUGUAGGAUAAGUGAUGGAUGUAAUUCAAGUUUCCUUUAUUCACUCAUUCCAUAACAUACAUGGAUACUUGAGGUAACAAGAAUAGUGUAGCACAUAAGUUUGAACUAUUCUAAGUGCAUGUAAGUGUGACAUAUGGUAAUGUUAAUACCAGUUUAACAUGACUUCUGUUUACAUGCAGCUACUAUGCAGAAAGUGUAAUUGUAUUCAAGAAACAUAUAGAUCUGUGAACACAGCUUAUUGUGGAAUGAACAAAAGACAGUCUGUGUUCGCUGGAAUGAUUUGGCUCCAUAAGCAGCCACAAAUACAAUGUGUUCUGAACCUUACAAUGAUAUGGGUCAAUUUUGACCGAGUUCAUGAAAACUGGAGGUGCAUAACUCUUGUUUCAAGCCAUACUGACAUUGCUUAACAAAUGUUUCACACACAUACUGAUUAAUUCUGACACAAUGGCUUUUAAAAGCAAGCACAACCUGCUGUGAUAUUAUAUAUUAUAAUUUAUGUACAUAUCAAAGAAUUAUAUAUGUACAUAUAUGUUGCUUUAUUUAACUGGAUUCAUACAUUCCUUUUUACUUGAUACCAUUAUUUCACUAUUAUAUAUAAUCAUGCUCAUUUAUUUUAUUAAAUCUUUUUAAUUUUUUGUAUAUAAUUUGCAUCAUUGUCAACUGCGAGCGGGGCCUAACAUAAUAAUGCAUUUAAUUUGUUCGCACACAGGAACUUCACAAGUGAACAAACAGCCUUGAAAUAAUUGAAGCAUGGUACUUGAAUACAAUUUUCUCAAGUAUUCGUGAUCUUCUUUCUACUUAACAUCUAAAUAGGAAUGGGAUGUUUAAGUUGUUCUCCUUUAAUCUGACCUUAGCUUUACAGAUUUAAGAAAACAUUUAACACAAACACAUUUAGAACGAAGUUAAGCAGUUAUUGCAUUGAAUUAUAUAACUGAAUUUUUAGAAGAAGAUUUUUACUCAAUACACUUUAUGUAUAAGCAAUUAUUACCAUCCAAGGUUGGUUAAAUGGUCUGGUUAUUUAUUUUAAACAGCUCAUUUUUCUAAAAGGCUGCAUGUGUAUUGCCCUAUAUCAAAAGCUAUUUACAAGUUUCAUGUUAAAUGAUAAUAUUCCUUUGUUCAUGGUAAUGUUUAGCUUGUUUAGAUAGGAUGUUUUGAACCAGUUGACCUUGUUCAAAAGCAUUUGUUUAGUUAACAUUAGUGCCAAGUUUGGUUCACAUUUCAGCAACUACAUUAAGCUUGUAUUAGUUGAAACAUGCAUCACUUUUGGGAAAAAAACUUACAAGUUUCAAAAUACAACUCCUAGAUAUAGAUCUAUAUAUCUUUUAUAUUAGGCAAAGUAUUUGGCAAUUAUAGAACAUAAUAUUUCUCAGCUGUUUUUGAAUUUCUAAAAGCGCAUAAUAUAAAUGAAAUCAUUCAUUUGUAAAUGUAUCACUGAACAGCUAAGAACGAUUAUAUUUUACAUUCCAUAAAUCAGAGGUGUAAAUUUCAUAAAUAAUACAUAUUGGGCUAAUAGUUCAGAACUUUGUUGAAGUUAACAACACGAUUAACAGCAUCACUGUUAACUUUUAAACGUAAAAUAUUUGUUCAUGUGCUCACAAAUUCAAUUAUUUAAUUAUAAACAAGUACAGCUGAAACUUUUUUCUCAUAUGUUGCCUGAAAUACAGCGGAUCACAAUUAAUGUAUCCAUUAAACUUCCAGAGCAGCAAGGACUUAAAGUUAACAAUGAUGAAGUUAACAUUUUUGUUAGCUUCAACAGAAUUCUGAACAGUAUCCUGUUUUAUCUCAACGAAUGUCUGAUGUGCUACAUGUAUGUACCUUGUACUAUUGUUAUUUGUUGAAAUAUAACUCUAUUAAUGGUUGUGAAAAUGAUAAUAUAUCCUGUUAAAGUACUUCUUUAUAUUGUCUUUGUUAUUUUUUAUAUUGUUCAUGAAAUGUUUAUAGAUAUAAUGUUUACUAUGAGAAAUAAAUAUUUUGUAUA
Mya arenaria is the source of this 4995-nucleotide messenger RNA. Its product is annotated as insulin-like growth factor-binding protein complex acid labile subunit. NCBI's taxonomy places the organism in Eukaryota, Metazoa, Mollusca, Bivalvia, Myida, Myidae. Gene Ontology annotation, molecular function: protein binding. The coding region runs from base 317 to 2986 and encodes 889 amino acids. The transcript has 2 exons. The record is from RefSeq and is a predicted model, not a curated record.